This is a messenger RNA of Saprolegnia diclina VS20, 8101 nucleotides long. RefSeq lists its product as hypothetical. Gene Ontology annotation, cellular component: endosome membrane. The record is from RefSeq and is a predicted model, not a curated record. NCBI's taxonomy places the organism in Eukaryota, Oomycota, Saprolegniomycetes, Saprolegniales, Saprolegniaceae. The transcript is spliced from 6 exons. Gene Ontology annotation, biological process: receptor-mediated endocytosis; regulation of early endosome to late endosome transport; endosome organization. The coding region runs from base 383 to 8068 and encodes 2561 amino acids.
GGUGCAUAAUAGGACCAUUUUCAAGAAGAGAAAGAGGUUUUCCGCGCGAUGGGACGAGCAGUCACGAACAACAGAAGAACAGAAGCACAGAAGGACAGAAGUCCAGCCAGCAAAACAAGCCAAGGCACAGAGCGGCCCCGCUCUGAUCAUUCCGCAUUUUGCAGCCCGUAGCAAAUUAGCUAACCCACCUCGCCCACCACUGGGCAGGCGGGGCACCAAUACAUUCGUUACCCCCCAAUCUGCUCGGCCGUCUGCGAGGAACUGUGAAUACCGGGGUAUACCAUGCCGGUACCUCUCGCUUGACCAAGAGACGCGUCUUCCUGCUUCGCAACAAGGCUGCCUCUGCAGCUACGCACGCUCGCCAUUGAGACGGUAUCGAUACAUGGCUGCUAAUUCGGGCUAUAAACGAGAAAGCUUGCACCACCUGGCUGUCGAUGAAUCCGGAUACGCGUGUCGCAUCCGGCAUCAGCAUUGCACCGUUUCUGUUUCUUGCGAAUCAUAUUUCGUCGGCAGCCAAACCAGCAAGACGAUGGGCGACUCGCCACGGGGCAUGCACCUCCGGACGGGGUCCGCCUCCAUGAUCGGCGCCGAGACAAGCUCCGCGGAAGACUACCUCGCGCGCUUCCUCACGACCAAGCUCUCGUGGAAGGGCAAGUACGAGCGCAUCUUCGCACUGACCUCGACGCGCUUUUGCACGCUCGACCCCAAGGACUUUGACCUGACCAACACGUGGUCGUACGCCGCCUUUGUGGGCCUCGACCUCGACCCGACCGACGACCAGGUCUUUACCAUAGCGUUCAAUGGCCCCAAGAAGGAAGAGCAGCUCAAGCUCCGGUACAAGUACCGGUCGUACCUCGUGAGCGAGUUCCUUCGCUUGCACGCGGCCUUUUGCACGGGGUCGCCCGUGCCUGGCGCGGCGCCGGCGCCAGCGGUGGCCUCGAUCGCGUGCACCAAGCUCACGCGCCACGACACGGAAAUCAACUGCGUUUUGGACGUGGCCGUCGACGCGAUCCUCUUCAAGCAGCCGCUCGCGUCGAGCAGUAGUAGUACGAACGCGAUGCCGGUGCCCCUCGGUCGCUACGCCUACACGGAUCUCGACCAUGUGACGUCCCUCGCCAACUCGACGACCGGCUUUGUCCUUGGGUAUGGCGGCAAGGACAAGAUUUUCUUCUCGUCCGACCGCCGGGUGGUACUUGGCCUCAUUGAGAAAGCCGCCGGCCGCGUUGGCGUCCGGCUUACCUCGCGCGGGGCGCUCACGGUCGAGAGCGUCAAGGAGCACCGGCGUCGGUUUGGCGACGACGGCGGCGAACUCAUGGGCGAGUUCUCCGUUCAAAAGUACUCUCCACGCUACGAGGCGCCUGUUCGCCGCAUCCUGCGCGUGCAUACCAAGGUGGUCCUCGAGAUCGAUGGCACUGACGUCGUCUCGCGCACACCGCUCAAGCAGCUCUUUGGCCUUGUCCGCACAGGGGCUUCCAAGUCGCGCUUUGAAGUUGAGCUCGUCAAUGGCCAGCGUCGCAUGUACGCGUCACGGGACCGCGAUGCGCUCCUUGCGUCCCUUGUCGACGCGUACGGCGUCCUCGCCGAGGCCAACGACGUGCUCUCGAUUGCGCCGACGCCGAGCCACAGCGGCCUCCGCCUCCUCCCGCGUUUCGCGACCGAAGACCCGACCGAGACGCGCACCUUCUUUGGCGACGCAUCGAUCGGGUCGAUGUUUCUCAAGCGACUCGCGGCGGUGGGCAAGUACACAGCGGGCACGGGCCACCGUGCCGGGGUGGCGGCCGGUCGCGGACUGGUCUCGAUCGCGUGCGAGCUCAACGCCAACGUCCCCUUGACCGGCAUCCAGUACUAUACGAAGCGGUCGAUCAUUGCCGAUGCGCUCAAGCCGCUCUCGUUCCAGCUGCGGACGGUCGCGACGUGCUCGCCGCCAGCGCCCAAGAUGGCCGUCGCGCUGCUCCAGUGCUUUUGCCGCAUCGCAACUUCGUACUACGGCUUCCUCGACAUGCUCGGGCUGCCCCACUUUAUCGAAAACAUGGUGCACUUUCUCCAAGCCGAGGACGCACUCACUGUGUACUGGGCGUCGCUCCUUCUCCAGCGGCUCUCGAUGCACAAGGGCGCGGGUGCGUCCGCCGUCGGCGACGACGGCAUGGAGCCCAUGGCGCGCGGGUCCAGCGCCGAUGCCGAGAUCUCCAACAAGCGGCUCAUCUUUGCUGACGCCAAGCUGCUGCAAUCGCUCUUGGCGCCGCUUCAACUGCGACCCAACGGUCAGUUGGCGUCGCCGCUCAUGCACCUCGGCGUCCUCGGCACGCUCGAGCCGGCGCUCUGCUCACGGCGUGCGACUACCGACCCCAAGGACGUUCAAGUGCUUGUGACGGCGCUCGUACCCUUCUACGACACGCUCAUCCGCCUCCUCUUUCGGUCGUACUGUGCCGCCACCGUCGAGGCGUGUACGCUGCUCGUGCAAACCGUCUUGGAGCUGUGUCCGAUCGACGUGGCGAGCUCGAUCAAAGACGCGGCGCUGCGCGAAGGGCUCGUGCUGCAGCACCUCUACCAAGCGAUCUUUGAUGCCGCGUUUGACCAACGCGUCGUGAGUCGGUACCUCAUUUCGAUGUGGAUGAGCCACCACCCGCCGGCGAAGAAGCUCUUGUCGCGGCUGCUGCCCCCGGGUUUGGUCUCAUGCCUCGAGAUGCGCCUCUUGUCCCAAGCCGAGAGCUACCAGCUCGACGAGCUCGAGAAGGCGUCGUUUGAGCACCACAAGGUGUCGUUCUUCAACGCCGACCUCUCGCCGACGCAGAGUGCGUCUCUUGCGAGCCGCCCGGACGACGCGGACGACGACGAAGACAGCUUUGUCGCAAGCAUGCGCCGGCCCAACGCGGCGUCCGACCACGCGCUGUUUGAGGAGGAUGUGGCCGACACCAUUGUGCUGCCGUCGUCGAUGACGGCCAGUACGCGAAGCGAGCUCUUCCCGACCCGCAGUGAAGGUGCGCGGUCCAACGUGCCCGACGUCGCCUUGCCUCGGCUCGUGGGCAAGCUGCACUCGGAGCCCCGGCAGUCGCCAAAUGUCUACCAAGACCCGGCGCCGCGUCGCGCGCAUCGGCCAACGUCCGGCGUCGGCAUGCAUCUCUCGCUGCUCAAACGCGCGUUUGUGACGCGUCGGCCGUCGACUGUGCCCUCGGACGCCGCCGUGAUCAAGCCGCCGGAGAACUUUCGCAUCCUCUUCCACAUGCUGCAGCAAGACCACGACACGGUCGACUUGCUCUGGACGGGUACGACACGCGACGAGCUCCGCGCAGCCCUUGUGCGCGAGAUCCAAGUGUUUCGAGAUCACCAGGCCCACGAAGCGCGCGCAGUGUGGAACUAUGAGGAGUUCCGCGUGACGUACCACAGCCUCGCCUCGGCACUGGUGGUUGAUGGGCUGCACUUGCGCCGGCUGGUCGCAGUCCAAGCCUCCGACGACGACAACGACAACGACGACGACGAAGAGGACACGUGGCAGCCGCCUUUGCACAUGGAAGACAUGUUGCUCAAGCAACCGAAGCGGUUUGUCUCGGCGCUCUACAAGCGCUUCUUGCGCGAGUACCCGUACGCCGAGUUCCGCGGGCAGUUGGUGACGACGACGACGAUCCUCCAUGUCCUUGCCCGCGUCGCGUGGCUCUACGAAGGCCAGUACACCUUGUGUGCCGACGACGUUCACCAUGUCGUGACGCUGCUCACCGAGACGCGGCGCAAGGACAUUCUUCUCGCUGGUCUGCGCGCCCUCCGAGCGAUCACCAAGUGCCCGGCCCAUGCCGCCAAGUUGCUCUCAAGCGAAAGUGCGAUUCCAUGGCUCGUGCAGCUGGCGCAGAUGGCGCACGUUGCCCAACGGAUCGAGCAUGAUGACGCGCAUGCGUCGUGGUGCGUCCAUCUCGGUGACGCGCCGUGCACCGGGCCACUCACGGUCGCUGGUCUUGCGGCGGCCAUCGCCGACAUCGACGUCAAGGCGUGUGUCUUCCAUGUACACGAUGGUACGAGUGAUGAUUGCGUCGGGCGGUGCCAGCCACUGGAUGUCAUUCCGCAGCUGCGCUGGGAGCUCGGCUUGGAUGCGACGAUCGCGACGUCGGCGGUCGCCGUUGCCCACGAUGCUAUUCACAUUGUGUGCGACCUCUUGCAUGCCAACCCGCUUCUCAUUGGGACCACCAAGGUGUUUCCGACGCCGGCGGCGAUGCGGCAGACGCACGAACACCUCGCAAAGCUCGUGCCACUCCUUGCGCAGUACGAGUGCCCGGGGCUCGCCGAACACGUUGGCCACAUCCUCGUCACGCUCUUUGACGGCCAGCUGCCGAUCGACGACGUGUACCUCAGUGGUGUCUUUUACUUGCUCUUUUGCUACAACGGGUCGGCGUUUGCGGACUUUGGCCGGUUCCUCCAGCUCGCGUACGCCAAGCAAGUGCGUCCGGACGGCACGCCCCGCGCGAUUCUGCCCGAGCUCCUGCCUGCUGCGAUGCUCUUGCAUCUCGAGCGCCUCUCCAAGCACCAAGUGGCCGACCUCUACUGCACCAACGACAUUGCAACACCCAAGGUCAUUUGGAAUUCGCGCAUGCGGGCGACGCUCCGGGACGCGUGCGUGGCGCACGUGGCCGACUUCAAGCGCGCGUUGACGCAGCAGAUCGCAAGUACGUACACGUAUGCACCAAUGGCGCCGGUGCGCUACGCCGAUCUCGACGACGAGGUCUAUGUCUUUGGCUUUUACUUGGACCAGUUUGUGCGUGCGAUCGACUCGGGCGACGUCGUACCGCUCGACGACGCCAGCGCCUUUCUGCGGCAGCUCACGGUGGCGUGGCGCGCCGAAGUGGACCGCCCCGGUGCGUCCAUGACGCGCGAAGAGGCCGCCGACGUCCUCGGGCUGGCGUCGCCGACGGCUGAUUGGAGUGCAAUUCGUGCAGCGUACAAGAUCAAGGCGACGGCGACGUGCCCCGAGUACGCCUUGGACGACCGCGGGCAGUUUGACGACGUGCAGGAAGCGUUCGAGGUGCUCACGGCGCCCCGCCCGAGUCUCUUGACGCCCGGGUACGAUGCCGUGCGCUUGCGCCUCAUUUUGCAGACCCAGGUCCGCCUUUGCCGAUUCUAUUCGACGCAGCUCUACACCGGAUCGGCGUUUGAUCUCUUUGGCCUCCUCUUGGCCUUUUUACAAGAGCAUUGUACAUCGUCGGCGCGCGUGCCGAGCCUGACGACGCCGCGCGAGCACGAUGAGCUCGUGCGCUUGGCCGCCGAACUCCUCCUCGAGUCGUGUGUCGUGCUGCCGGCGGCCAACGGCGCGGCGCUGCUGGCCGAAGCCAAGCGCGACGUCCUCGAGGACGUGCUCACGCACUGCGUCGACCAUUUGUGUGUUGCGAGCAGCGACGUCGAUGCGUCGCUGUACGCCGAAGUCGCCAGCCACGUUGUGCAAACGAUGGCCAUGCUCGUGACGACGCCGGCGGGGCGCGACUGGGUACUAGCGAGCGACAGCCUGUUGCGCGACCUCUGGCGUCUUCUCUGGCUCUUCCAGCUGCGCCUCGACGACAGCAGUGCGGGCUACCUCUACCGCAGUGUACGCUACGCGCUGGAAGCGAUCAUGGCCAUGACCGAAUCCCGUCCACUCCAGGACAAGCUCGUGACAUCCACAGGCAUUCUCUGGCAUUUGCUGCAGCUGCUCUUUGCGUACGACCCGUCGCUCGACGUGUCGACGUCGCAGAUUGUCGUCCAGAACACCAUCUUGUUUGACCGCCACGCGCCGCCGUCCUCGAUUGUCGAGGUCGUGCCCGAAGCCAAGAACGUGCUCAGUGACCUGGCCCUCGGCGUGCUCGCACGGCUCUGCGGUAUCUUCCAGGACGCGCCGGCGCACAUGGCGGCGCUCGAGCUCUGCUCGGCGCUCUUGACGCCCAACGGCAUUGCGUUUCUUCGCCGACAAAAGAACCGGCACGCGUUCUUCUGCAUGUUCCACGGAGACACGACGUCGCCGCAUCUUCUUUGGACGUCGGCGCUUCGAACCGAACUUGGCGCGUACUUGGCGCCAAUUGUCGGCGACAUCGAGUCGGUCCCGAGCCGCGACGACGGUGUCCGCUUCCGCUUUGCCGCGUUGGCGACGCACUGCGUGAUUGCCAACGUCUACGUUGGUCCGCUGCUGGACGUCCUCUCGAGUGCGUUAGAGACGCCGUCGGUCGACUUGGUGCGGUCGCUUGCGUUGCCCGAGGCCUUUUACAUUGCUCUCUUCAACUUUGUCGAGAGCGGCAAGCGAGAUAUGCCCGCGUACGUCGGGUACGGCCUCGACGACGCCGCCAUCUUAGGCUACCGCGAGGUCGCGCUGCGCAUUCUCGGUUUACUCGCUCCGCUCACGCCGGCCUUGGUCGAAGUCGGCGUUCUCCGCUCCAACAGCGGGCUCUCAACUGUCAUGAGCUUUGUCCUGCCGCCGACGCACGCGCUGUUUGCGUCGUCGGCGCUCGAUGUCGGGUUUGCCCACGUUGUCGUCCCCGUCGAGCUCUUUGACCGCUUCCGAGAGAGCACGUUGCGCCUCUUGCACGUGCUUGGCUCCAGCGAGGCGAUCGGAAAUGCGCUCUUCCAAGCUGACCUCGUCGUCUUGCUCUUGCAUGCGAUUCUCGUCGAAGACGACGUGAGUGCUGAGAUGCUGCGGGUCCUCUGGCGCCUCGUGACGUCGGCGCCGUCAAUCGCUCGGUUCGUGGUCGAGUCGAUCUGGAUGUACCACCUCUUGCUGUGGCUGUUUCCCGAUGCGUCGAGCGUGACGGACCAUGACUAUGGCAAGGUCAUGCAAGUCCCCGCGGCCGAGGUCGUGACGGCACUCGCGUCACCCAACAGCGUCGUGAGCGAAGAAGCUAUGAACGUGUGCAUUCGCUUUGUGCCUGUGACGCUCGUGUACGAAAUCAUGUCGGCGCCCGCCAACGUCGAGCGCAUCGUGCAGGGCAAGUACGAGUCGCCCGACUUGGUGUGGAACGACACAAUGCGCGCGCACCUCCGCCGCGGACUGCAUCGGCUGGCGCUGCUCGUGCACCAAACCAAGGGUGGCGACGUCCACGAUGAGCUUCUCGCGCUCGACAUUGACUACGCCGAGGUGUACUCGUACCCGGUCGUCGGCGACGUGUACCUUCUCUUGUACCUUGAGAACCCGAUCUACCCCCUGCGCGACCCCAAGUUCUUUCUCGAGUGCCUCGCCGAAGACUACGAGAAGAUCGUCGGGCACUUGCUCGACGCGCCGUCGGACGCGGCCCGGUCAAGCUUCAACCCGGACCUCGUCAUGCUGCGGCGGCAGCAGGCGCAAGUUCUCCCGCUUCUCACGAGCUGCAUCAUCUGCGUCGUCCGCGUCUUCCCCGUGCUCAUCGAGACGCUGCUCUCGCUCAAGAUGCACGAGAAGGCGUGCGGCCUCUUUGUGAGUUAUCAAAGCCACCACAAGGAGUCGCGCGACGACGAGAUCCUCGUCUGCGAACAGAGUUUGCUGCGGCUCUUCCGGGUCCUCUUCACCUCGCCCAAAGUGGUGGCCACGCUCGCGUACUCGCCGUUCAACAUUCUGAGCCGGCUCUUUGCCCACGUGUACCUGCGGCGGCAAGGCGAGUACCACGCCGAGGCAGGGUUCCUCCUCGAGUGCGUUCGCCGCUUUGUGCGCAACUUUCCGGACAACGGCGACCGCAACUCGGACCGCAAUGUCGUGUCGAUUGUGUGCAGCUUCAACCUCCUCGAGUCGCUCCUCGAGCUCAUUGAGCACCCGAUGACGCUCCAGCGCGUGCUCAACCCGAUUCUGACGCGCGCCACGAUCGUCGCGAUCCUCGUCGACCUCGAGAACCACAAGACGCAGGGCACUGUAGCCCAUGGCAUCCUCAAGAAGAGCAAGAAAUGGGACAAGAUCUACCGGCACGAGCCGACCGACGCCGUGUGGAACCAGCCCGAAGACAAGUUUUUGACAGGGCCGGCCGCGUCGGCCGAUGGCAUGAUCCGGCAGUACCUUGCGCAAAAAACGCCAAGUGUCUCGACCAACACGGGGCCUGUGCCGCCGGCGCCCUCGUCGGGGAAGCGCAAGCUCAACGUCAAGGGGUUCUUCGGCCACUAAGCUCACGAACCGAAUAUAUGUGCAUUGAUCGCA